AUGGCUGCAGAUGAGGGUCAAGAUGUAAUUACACUCACAACUGACAAACUUUCUGCUGAUGGCGUCUCUGAAUCUGUGACGUGUCCCUCCUGUGGUGCUAUAUCGCUAUUUAUUGGUACUACCAGAGAUAAUUUUGAGGGUAAAAAAGUAAUACAGCUUGAAUAUGAGGCGUACAUUCCAAUGGCAGAGUCAGAACUGAGGAAGAUCUGCAGUGAUAUCAGGACAAAGUGGCCCAGUGUCAGACAUAUUAGCAUACAACAUAGACUUGGUGUGGUUCCUAUAACAGAAGCAAGCGUUAUAAUAGGGAUCUCAUCACCACACAGAAAUGAUUCCCUGGAGGCGGUGAGAUACUGCAUCGACACACUCAAAGCGACUGUACCAAUCUGGAAAAAGGAAAUAUAUGAGUCUGGGGAGCCUUGCUGGAAAGAGAACAAGGAGUGUUUGUGGGCAGAUGGUGGAAAAGAUUCCAAGGUCCUUCAGGACGCAUUUCAUUGACCAGCAUGUGGCCGUUUUGCAGUUCUGUGGAUGGUGAACAGAUGAUGAAGACGGUUACGGCUUUGAGGAUGGGAAUUUCAAGACAUCCUGUUAUUUGUAAUCAUGAGACUGGAUUAGUCAUCUCGCAAAUCAACAACUUAAUCUAGAUCUAAUUAAAAACAUUAUUGCACAAAUAA
Molecule: messenger RNA, 671 nt
Organism: Megalobrama amblycephala (Wuchang bream)
Lineage: Eukaryota; Metazoa; Chordata; Actinopteri; Cypriniformes; Xenocyprididae
Product: molybdopterin synthase catalytic subunit
Exons: 5
Coding region: 1-495 (164 amino acids)
Biological process (GO): Mo-molybdopterin cofactor biosynthetic process
Cellular component (GO): cytosol
Molecular function (GO): molybdopterin synthase activity
Source: RefSeq, a predicted model, not a curated record